AUCACGGAAGUAUAUUCUAUUUGACAACUUGUACAGUUGUUAAAUACCAAAUGGCAAAUCCAUUAGGAGACUACUGUAGUGGAGUGUCAUAGUAUAAUAUCUGUAUAAUGAAACGAAGGUAACGUUUAUUUUCCACCCGGCGAAUCUCGGGGAUUUUGUUGAUAGUGAGUUUAAAUAACUUAGUCAGUUGAGUUAAAAAGUAUAGUUCACAAUGGGCUCAGAGGAUGUGCUCAAGAGUGCUUCAACACUGGCCUCUUACAAUGUUCUGCUUCAGGUGAUGUUUCGAGUGUUGACUUUUCUCUUGAACGCAUUUACUUUACGGUUUGUGUCUAAGGAGCUGAUAGGCGUGGUGAAUGUCAGGUUGAUGCUGCUCUAUUCUACAUUGGUGUUUCUGUCUAGGGAGGCGUUCCGGAGGGCGUGUCUAAGCGGCGAGGGGGCGGGGCGUAACUGGAGACAGGUUAUCAACCUGUUAUGGCUCACAUUUCCUGUGGGUUGUGUGUGGGGUGUGGUGUUGGUGUGUGUGUGGUGGUGGCUGCUCCAGGCACCUGAUCCAGAGUCCAUCCCACAUUACGUUCCCGCUGUUGGAUUGUUCUGCUUGGCUGCGCUUACAGAGCUGUUGGCUGAACCUCUCUGGGUUCUUGCACAUGCGCACAUGUUCGUCCGUUUGAAGGUGAUUGCCGAAAGCUUAGCCAUGAUUGCUAAAUGUCUUGUUACUGUAGUGAUGGUGGUCUCAGCACCUCAAUGGGGGCUCUAUAUCUUUUCUGCAGCCCAGUGUGUCUAUGCAGGGUUUUUGCUGCUUUGUUACGUGUUAUACUUCGUUAGUUUCCUUGGCUCAGAGGAAGCUGAGAAGAAAUUGUUCCCUGUUAGUCACAUGAAAGACCUUCUGCCAUCUAGAGUGGAUCAUGAGCCACUACUAAACUGGAAGUUGACCACACUAACCUGGAGCUUUUUCAAACAGUCAUUUCUCAAACAGAUACUUACAGAAGGCGAGCGUUAUGUGAUGACAUUUUUGAAUGUGCUUAACUUUGGAGAUCAGGGAGUUUAUGAUAUAAUAAACAAUCUGGGCUCAAUGGUAGCAAGAUUUCUUUUUUUGCCCAUUGAGGAGAGUUUCUAUGUGUUCUUCGCUAAAGUCCUGGAACGUGGACGAGAUGUACAACAUCAAAAACAAGAAGAAGUUUCCAUGGCAGCUGAAGUACUGGAAUGUCUUUUGAAGUUGGUGCUUUUGAUUGGUCUGAUCAUCACAGUUUUUGGUUAUGCAUAUUCUUAUCUGGCACUUGACAUCUACGGCGGGGAACUUCUGAGCAGCGGAGCUGGGCCAGCUCUCCUACGGUGUUAUAGUUGUUAUGUUCUGCUGUUAGCCAUUAAUGGAGUAACAGAGUGUUUUGUUUUUGCUGCCAUGAGCAAAGAGGAGGUUGACAGAUAUAAUCUAGUGAUGCUGGGCCUGUCAGCCUCAUUUCUUCUUCUUUCUUAUUGGCUAACGUGGAUGUUAGGGGGCAUUGGCUUCAUUUUGGCUAAUUGCUGUAACAUGGCUCUACGAAUCACUCACAGUAUUGUUUACAUACAUCGCUAUUUCCUGCAAAGUGAAUACACACCCCUGUGGGGGCUCCGCCCACAUUCCGCUGUCAUCAUUGCACUUGGCGUGAGCUCCAUCCUCACAACCUGCUCAGAGAGCUUGUUCUGCUGUGACGGUGGCUGGUUGCUAAGGCUGGUUCAUGUUGCCGUGGGGGCGGUUUGUCUCCUGGGUGUGGUCAUCACAGUAUUUCUGACAGAAACAAGACUUGUGCAGUUUGUCAGGACUCAGCUGUUACCCAAAUACACCAAGAAACGUACAUGAGCUUUUACUUCGAAAGCAGCUAAUGCAACGUAAUGCAAAGAUAUCAAAGGGUCCCCCAGUAUGUAACUAAUGCUUCAAUGUGCCUGUCAUUCCUUAAGAUUGUUCAUUUUUGAACAUUAAUGCUUGUUAUUAGACAUACGGAAGGUGUUCAUUGACCAUUUGCAUAACUUUACUGCUAGAUAUACUGUAGCUGUGUAAAUCAGUGGUGAACUUUGUAUGAAUGAUUGAUUGUAUAAAAUUGUUAUAUAUAAUACAUUUAAGUGGUACUGGGUACCGUUGUCUUUAAAAACAGGUAAGAUGAGACUGAAAAAUAUUAUCUGUUAUUAUUAUAUCCUAUCUAGGAACAAAUAAACCUUUUUUUUUUCCAGACUGCACUGAUUUCCAACUUUAA
Messenger RNA from Onychostoma macrolepis, 2225 nucleotides. RefSeq names its product RFT1 homolog (gene rft1). Gene Ontology annotation, cellular component: endoplasmic reticulum membrane. Lineage: Eukaryota; Metazoa; Chordata; Actinopteri; Cypriniformes; Cyprinidae. Bases 212 to 1834 code for a protein of 540 amino acids. The record is from RefSeq and is a predicted model, not a curated record. Gene Ontology annotation, biological process: dolichol-linked oligosaccharide biosynthetic process; glycolipid translocation. The transcript has 13 exons.